GAAAUCCCCAAAACCUAAACAGGAAAAGCAAAGAAAAAGCACAGAAAACAGAGGAGAAGAGAGAAGAUACACCAGAGGCAGAGAAAGAGAGAGUAAAAGCUUCAGAAUAGGAAGGAAGGUUCGCUCAAAAAUGACGAUGGUGAGGAACAAGGUGUUCCCUCUGCUUGUCUACUUGCAAUGUGUCUUCUUUCUCGGGCAUUUCCAUCUGGCCACGGCGGUGGAGACAGCGGAGAGGGUGGAGGCGGUGAACCCAGUGACGACGGCGCAGUACUCACCGCCGGAAGGAAACACGACGUUUCUCGACGGGACGACAUGGUGCGUGGCGUCAGCAGGGGCAUCGCAAAUCGAUCUGCAGAACGCGCUGGACUGGGCUUGCGGGCUGGGAAUGGCGGAAUGCAAGGAGAUUCAGAAAGAAGGACCUUGCUUUGAGCCUAACAAUCUUCUCUCCCACGCAUCCUUCGCAUUCAACAGCUAUUACCAACAGAAUGGCAACUCCGACAUCGCCUGCAACUUCGGCGGCACCGCCUCCCUCACCAAACACGACCCAAGUUAUGGGAAAUGCUCGUAUGCUUCAGCUGGGUCUGUUGGUUCUGGAGCGAAUGCUCUGUUGAGACGAGAACUGGGUAUAUGGUGGAAGUUUGCUGGGAUUGUGCUGCUUCUGUACUGGGGAAGCUGACCGUGAUUUGGUUUUGGAGCUAAGUUAUUGGAGUUUAUCGAAGGAGAAGGAUUAGGAACUCAGAAUGUUAUUAGAUUAAUCUGUGUCUCUUGUUUCACAGCCCUGUCUGAAUGUUUUCUGUAAAGUGAACUGGGGUGGCCAAAAGGAAUGAUUCCUAUCUUGGAGUCCAGGUUAGGAUUUGGAAUGUGUAAUCUUCUGUUUGAGAGACCAAAUCCACAAGUCGUUUUGUCUCUCCACCAGUUAACAUAUCAUACUCUAGAAAAAAGCAAAAAGUCCACCUCUGCGGUGGGACUAUUUAUUUGCUUCACAAUUCAUUUGCC
Molecule: messenger RNA, 996 nt
Organism: Linum tenue
Lineage: Eukaryota; Viridiplantae; Streptophyta; Magnoliopsida; Malpighiales; Linaceae
Source: the annotation of a GenBank genome assembly